Pundamilia nyererei is the source of this 1291-nucleotide messenger RNA. RefSeq names its product major histocompatibility complex class I-related gene protein-like. Bases 47 to 1135 code for a protein of 362 amino acids. Gene Ontology annotation, cellular component: external side of plasma membrane. NCBI's taxonomy places the organism in Eukaryota, Metazoa, Chordata, Actinopteri, Cichliformes, Cichlidae. Gene Ontology annotation, biological process: immune response. The transcript has 7 exons. The record is from RefSeq and is a predicted model, not a curated record.
UUUUUUUUGCUGCAAAUAAUAAUAAUAAUAAUAAGACAAAGAAAAGAUGAAGUUCUGUUUGCUGCUUCUCUUCUGUCGUAAUUUACUUGCAGAUAAACAUUCACUGAAGUAUUUUGUCACUGGAUCCUCUGGAGUCCCAAACAUCCCAGAGUUCAUGGGUGUAGUGGUGUUUAAUGGCAUCCAGGUGGGUUACUGUGACAGCAACAACAAGACUUUAAAACCAAAACAGGACUGGGCGAAGAAAAUGUUAGAAACAAACCCUGAGAAGAAAGAGUGGCACACUAACAUGUGUUUCAACGAUCAGCCAAACUUCUUCAGAGAGAUGAUUUUUAUGUUGAAACAACAAUUCAGUCAAAGUGAAGAUGUCCACAUUUUACAGAGAAUAUCUGGCUGUGAACAGGAUGAAAACACUGGAGAAGUGACCGGCUUGACACAGUACGGUUAUAACGGAGAAGACUUUCUUGAAUUUGAUCUGAAGGCACAGAUGUGGAUCGCACUGAAACCAGAGGCUGACAUCAUCAAACUGAGAUGGGAUGCAGACAAAGUUCGAAUUAAACACAAAGCAAACUCCCUCACUCAGAUUUGUCCAGAGUGGCUCAAGAUGUGUGUGGACAAUGGGAAAAGCUCCCUGCAGACGACAGUUCCCUCAGUGUCUCUCCUCCAGAUGACUCCCUCCUCUCCAGUCAGCUGCCACGCUACCGGUUUCUAUCCUGACAGAGCCAUGAUGUUCUGGAGGAAAGAUGGAGAGGAGCUUCAUGAAGGUGUGGAUCCUGGAGAGAUUCUCCCCAACAAUGAUGAGACCUUCCAGAUGAGUGUUGAUCUGAAUGUUUUGUCAUUCAGACCUGAAGACUGGAGCAGAUAUGAGUGUGUGUUUCAGCUCUCUGAUGGUGAGGACGUCAUCAUCACCAGGCUGAAUGAAACAGUGAUCAGAACCAACAGAGGAGGAAAAAAUACAAAUGAGGAACCCUCGGACAUGAUGAUCACCAUCACUGCUGCAGUGGUUGUUUCAGUUGCUCUCGUCCUCGUUGCUGCUGUUUUUGCUGCUGUUUACAAGAAGAUGAAAGAAACAAAUACUGAACAAUCUCCGGGCAACACCUCUGAACUCUCUUCAAGACUGAAUCCAGAGACUGCAUAGACAAACACAGCACACAUCUCCACCUAAGAAAAGUGUGAAGACGAUUGUUGAUCAUUUCAUUUUUAAUUUCUGGUAUUUUUCCCUCCAGUAUGUGAUUAUUCUGUUACGUCUGAAAAAGACAAACCCAGAUGUACUUUUACUCAAUAAAUACUUAUA